AUGGGUCCUAGGUCACAGGGCCCUAGUUCGAUGUCCUUAAUCGACGGUCAGAAAUGCAUUUACGAUGAACCGCCGUUGGACACCGGUGACUCAAGCAGAGGUACAAGCAAACGACAAGAACCACUAGACCGAAGCCUAGAAGAAAGUAGCAACGAAGGACUGGUCAAGAUUCAUAAGAAACGUCGUUUCGACACCAGUGAAUGUGGCGGCUCGAAGACCGUCGAUAGUCCAGAGCUAUCCCUCACACCGGAAAAGAAAACCGAGGCACAGCAACCCGAGACUCCACAAAAUGUUCGACGCCUGUACGACCUCGUGGACAACCUCCGCCUCAGGGCAUCGAUGAUUGUUGAUUGCAGUGUCCCCACGAUCUACUACGGCGCCAGGACCCACAAACAGCUGCAGCAGGUCGUGCGCGAAUUCGCCAGGACGGACUAUUGCGGGGAUAUCCUAAUGACGGUGCUGUCGAGCCGCGACUACAGCUGCAUACGCGAGUUCGACCGCCAGAUGUGGAGCAACAGGAACGACAUGUGCCGGGCCUGUGUUAAGCCAUUCAAUUCGGCCAGAGAGAGGCGCGAGGACACCAACUGCAAGUACUACGACAAUCGGAUGGCCCUCAACCACAAAAGUCUACCGCCGGCCUUCGACCUGGAUGAGCUGGUGGCGGCCGGUGAGGAGAUGAAGGCGUGUCCCUACUUCGCGGCAAGGUCCAUGGUCGCCAGCGCUCACAUUGUCUUCUGCCCCUACAACUACCUCAUAGAACCCGCUAUUAGGAGCAGCAUGCAAAUCGACUUGGCGGGCAACGUGGUCAUCAUCGACGAAGCCCACAAUAUUGAGGACAUCUGUCGCGACGCGGCUACCUUCACUUUCACCAGGGACAACGUGCGGGCAGCCCUCAAGGAGUUGGAAACCGUCGCCGGUUACCGAUUCGCCAAUCAGGAGUCGACGAGCAACGUAGAGGAAUUACUGCGCACGCUUAAGAAUUGGGACGAAUGGUUCGUGAACCAAACGCCGCUGAUACAAAAGCGGGCGGUGAGCGGCAAUGAAGCGGUCUUCACGUGGGACGUUCAGCACUUCGUGCAGACCCUCAACAACCACAACAUUGGACAACAGCACUACAAUGGGUUCCGGCAAAACGCCGAGAUAUUCUGCAAACGAUUGCGCGACGAUCCGCGCACUUUGUACGGCGUCACCCAGGCGACUGGAUCGCUGGUCGAAUCGCUGGAGACUGUGCUGGGCUACUUAUUCCGCUGCUCGGGAAAAUACAUGGACGACUUCAAGCCUGCUCUCAUCCGCAACGUGUGGGGCACGGAAUCCCUUUCCGAAAGCGUCUCCUGGCGCAACUCCCAGUUCAAUAAGGCCAUAGACAAGGAGACGCUCUCCCUGCGCCUAAUGUGCAUGAACCCGGCGGUGGUUUUCGAGGGCCUGAAGGCGGCGCGCUGCAUCCUGCUCGCCUCGGGGACCCUCACGCCGCUGCUCAGCCUCCACUCGGAGCUCGCCACCGAGUUCCCGCUCCAAGUCAGCCCCAACCACGUCAUACCGGCGGACCGGCUCGCCACCGAGUUCCCGCUCCAAGUCAGCCCCAACCACGUCAUACCGGCGGACCGGGUGAGAGUUGGACCUUAUUGCCACUGUCUUAAGGCGCAGUUU
Messenger RNA from Iphiclides podalirius (scarce swallowtail), 1647 nucleotides. NCBI's taxonomy places the organism in Eukaryota, Metazoa, Arthropoda, Insecta, Lepidoptera, Papilionidae. The record is from the annotation of a GenBank genome assembly.